Molecule: messenger RNA, 2944 nt
Organism: Frieseomelitta varia
Lineage: Eukaryota; Metazoa; Arthropoda; Insecta; Hymenoptera; Apidae
Product: RING finger and SPRY domain-containing protein 1-like
Exons: 12
Coding region: 565-2160 (531 amino acids)
Cellular component (GO): cytoplasm
Molecular function (GO): protein binding; ubiquitin-protein transferase activity
Source: RefSeq, a predicted model, not a curated record
GUGUAGUAUAGUGUGCAUAUCUUGUUAUGCUGAGAUUACUGUUUUGAAGAUUAUCGUGAACAUAACCUAAGGAACACGAUUUAAAGUGCAAUUAUACUUAAGUUUUAUUUUAUUGCAAAAGAAACGAGAUGAAUGUGAUUUUAUAAAUUAUUUAGUGAAACAGAUAAUUUAUGAAAAAAUUUAUCACGAAUUGAAUAACAGAAAGAAUUUAAAAAUUGCACAGCUUUUUUCUAUUCCGAUAACAAUACAACCAAAUGACAGCUCUCAAGCACGUAGACUAUUUUAAUAAAUAUAUAAUUAUAAUUGUAAGCUGAUUUUUGCUUAUUGCGUAUCUCGAUUGAAAUUGCAUUUAUCUAUGUAUCUAGAAAGAAUGACAAGAAAAGUCUAUAAGAAUAUGAAUAAAAAUUUUAGUUAAUUGUAAUGAAGCAACGUGAUUCUUGUGAUAUAUUUUUAUUACAUUGGAUAUAUCAGUUAAUGAUACACAUGUCACUUGAUUGUGUAAAUAUUACUUAGAAAAUACAUGUGAUAGAAUAUCUUUAAAAGUAUCAUUAUAAACGUGUGGGAAUGGGCAAUUGCUUGUGCAAAGAUACGCCAGAACUUGAAAUAUAUGAUGGACAUAAUCAUGCAGAGACUGAAAAUACCAUAUUACCAGAAUCAAGUGUAGGCACAGUUGCAUCUGGUGAUAUGAGCACUACAACUUUUAAAUUUCCAACUUCAGCAAACAUUGAUAAAUUAGUACUUGAAACUCUCGGAGUAAUUGGUUCUCUUGUUGAUAAUGAACAGGAACCACCACCUGCAAUGUUAAAAUUACAUGCUAUUGCCGAUAAAGAAGAUGGAUGGAUACAAGUUGUGAGUUCUAUGGUUAAUGUUAUUCCUAUGCAUAAUCCAUUAGGUCCUUCAGUUAUCACACUUCUAUUGGAUGAUUGUCCAUUACCAUCGAAGGAAUUAGUUUUGCGGUUAUCACACAUGUUUCAAUUAUCUCAAAAACUUGGAAAUGUACAGACUAGUGCAACUCAACAACGUAACAUUUGCGUGGUAUUGGGUUGUAUAGCAGAAAAGUUGGCUGGCCCAAGUAGCAUUGCUAUAUUAUCCGAUGAAACAUUGGACUAUCUUAUUUCAAACCUUAAGGAAGAUAUUGAUCCUUAUGUGGUAUUAUAUUCAUUAAUAGCUUUGGAAAAAUUUGCCCAAACAAGUGAGAAUAAAAUAACUAUAAAGAAACGUUUAAUGGCAGAAAAGCCAAAUCCAUUAUUAGAAUUAGAAAAAUGGGCAACAGAAAAUCAUUAUGUACGCCGCCAAGUAGGUUUUUGUGCACGAUGGUGUUUAGAUAAUUUACUUCUAAUGGAAGGUAGGAAAUAUUCUCAUGAUUCAGUUGAUAUGACUGGUAUUAAUGUAAUGUUAAACACGAAGGAUGUAAGCGAGUACCUGAAAAUAUCACCUAAUGGUUUAGAAGCUCGGUGCGAUGCAUAUUCAUUUGAAAGCGUAAGAUGUACAUUUCAAGUAGACUCGGGAAUCUGGUAUUAUGAAACACUUGUUAUAACUACAGGCGUAAUGCAAAUUGGAUGGGCUACAAAAGACAGCACGUUUUUGAAUCACGAAGGGUAUGGUAUUGGUGAUGAUGAAUAUUCUUUGGCCUAUGAUGGUUGUCGCCGAUUAAUUUGGUAUAAUGCAAAAAGUGAGAAAUAUCAUGAUAGACCAUGUUGGAAAGCUGGUGAUAUUUUGGGUUGUUUACUAGACUUGAAUAAACUAGAAAUAAUAUUCUCUAUAAAUGGUGUACCGCUAAAACCAUGUGUUCAGGUUUUCAAAACAGUAAAGUCUGGAUUUUUCGCAGCAGCCAGUUUUAUGUCAUUCCAACAAUGUCUUUUUAAUUUUGGGAAUGUACCUUUUAAAUAUCCUCCUACCGAUCGCGAAUAUCAGAAAUUUAAUGAUUAUGCUACUUUGAAGCCUGAGGAUAAGGUUGUGCUUCCUAGACACAUAUAUCUAGAUCAAUUGAGGAAACUUAGUGUUAGAGAGGACUCAUGUACAUUGUGUUUUGACCAAAGAGCUUCAGUAAGAUUGCUCCCAUGCAAUCACAGAGGAUUCUGCCAAACGUGUUCGAAUCAGCUAGUAGAGUGUCCAAUGUGCAGAGCUACGAUCGAAGAAGUAGCUAUUGAUAACACAUGACACUACACAAGCGUACUGACAUUUUUUAAUACUCUUCCACUACCUUUCCUAUAUUAUAUAAUUCUCAGGAAUUAUCGCGAGGUAAUCACAAUUACAACACAUCAUGUGUAUCACAUAUUGAAUAUGGUUAUAAUAUUUUAUAUAUUUCUCUUCUUACAAUACAGUAUUUUAAAUCAACAGAAGGACUAUAAAUCAAUCACAGAAAGCAAAAUUGCAUUUAAAUGUAUCACACUUUUAAGAUAUAUCAUUCUGAAUGUUGCAUUCAUAUGUGUAGAUAUAACAUACAAAUUAUUAUAUUACAAAUUUAAAUUACAGACAAAUAUCAUCUUAUAUCUACCGGCUGUGCAAAUUAUUUUCUCUAGGUUUUAUCUAAGUACAUCUUACAUCUAAUUAGAUGUCUAAAGUAAAAUAGUGAGAUAAAAAUUUAAAUAUUUUUUUUACACUAUACACAUUCGAAAAAAGCAGGUAACAUUUGCAAUUUAUAUCUGAAUUGCUACGAAUGUUGUACAUUUCCAAUUUAGUGUUUGUGACUGGAUCACAAAUAUGUAGACACUAUUUUGUCUAUGAACUUGAAGUUCUUUUCCGUUAAAUUAUAAAAGUUUGUAUUAUCUAUAUUUGUCAAUAUUGACAAACAAAUAACUGAAUUUGCGCUGUAAAUGUAAGAUUAAUUGUAGAAAACUGUAAAAUAUUGAUACCUUGUAGUAUAUAUGGAAAGAACACACACAUACACAUAUUAUAUUCUUGUGAAGACAUAAAAUGUUAUCAUAUGUAUAACUUUGCAAAA